Messenger RNA from Eruca vesicaria subsp. sativa (arugula), 273 nucleotides. The record is from the annotation of a GenBank genome assembly. Lineage: Eukaryota; Viridiplantae; Streptophyta; Magnoliopsida; Brassicales; Brassicaceae.
AUGGAGGCGAGUCCAAGGCUGGCAAAAGCGGCAGCACAGCCACAAGUCUACAAAAACAUCAACCUACGACCACUCACCAUUCAUCCCCUCGCUUCGUUGAGAAGGUACAAGGAUCUCAUGGACCUUUCUCUCGCUGCAGGAAACAUAGAGGCUCACUAUGUCUGUGGAAUCCAGGAGUACUUCCACAAAAACAAUACCACGGUGGGCCUGUCCCAUCUCAAAAUCGCAGCUCAAGGUUCGUAUGACAACGGAAUCUAUACCUUUACGGAAUGA